Molecule: messenger RNA, 1496 nt
Organism: Oldenlandia corymbosa var. corymbosa
Lineage: Eukaryota; Viridiplantae; Streptophyta; Magnoliopsida; Gentianales; Rubiaceae
Source: the annotation of a GenBank genome assembly
UGGUAAUAUUACACUCCCCCAGUCUCCACGACAACUGAGUUGGGCCCAUAAUAAUAAAACAGAGUAGAUGGAAUGGAAGUUUCUUCUUUCUCAAAUCACCACUCCACUCGUCUCUCUAAGAAAACCCCAUUGCAGCUCCCGGCGGCGGCGGCGGCGGUGGCGACGGCGACGGCGAGAUAAAAAUAAAACAGUUUCAAGACGGGCUAGACUUAACAAAUUUCUCUGUACCUUCUAAAUGGAACGAUUGGACGACGAUGGGUCAUCCAUAGCUGGAGUCGAUGUUACCACAAGAACCCUUGAUGAUUUGCGUAUUCAAGCCCCAGUCGACGGUAAAGGUGGCUAUGAUGCCGGUAGCGUUCAAAUCACGAAUUUUUCUGAAUUCGUAGAAGAUGUUACCCUCCAUUUCCAGAUCAUCCGUCUUCAGAAACAGUUAUAUGCUUGGAUUGGAUGCAACUCUGCUAGAUUUGGACAUUUAGUUGCGGCUGCACCCACACGACCUUUUUCUUCGGAUGAUGUACAGAGUAAUGCGGUUAGUGUUGCUCAAUUGGUCGGAAGAUCCACUGACAACACUGGAGCUGGUAUUGCGCGGCGAGUUGGUGAUGACUUCGCAACUGUAAACUGAAGUUUGAUUUGAUGCUUUCUUGAUGCAUCUAGCUGACAGUUUGGUAUUGUUUUGUAGUGUUGAAAACUGGUCUUAACAUAGUACUCGCCUGCAACAUCCCCAAGAACAGCCCUUUGAUUGAGGCGGCUGCUGAACUGAAGCUGGUGCAGAAGCUUUUCGACCUGGGUUAUGCUACACGGAAAUCUGGAGUAUCAUCAUCGAUAAGAUAGAUGUGAAACAAUUAUAACUUUAUACAAUGAUUUGGUAAAGGGAUAGGUUGACUUGAAGAGGUAACUCUGUUGGUGAAGUUGUAUGAAUUGUGGUUUGGUUCGUCGGGAGAUCCGGAACACUCUGUAAUUGAUCAAAACCUCUCUCAAUGUCGGAUUGAUGCCUUGUUUUACUUAGUGUAGAACAAUAGUUAGCGAGUUUGAGGUUCUAAGCUGCAUGUUAGGAAGUCAUGAUGAUCUUCUUUGUAACAGAAGCUUCUGAAAGCAGCAUUGUACAAACAAAAGGUUAUCGACGGAAAAAAAAAGUUCUGCAUUGUUCCCUCAGUUUAUACAAAAAAAUUUGCUUGCAUCUUUUAGGAAGUUCUGCAUUGUUCACUCAGUUUAUACAAAAAAUUUGCUUGUGUCUUUUAGGAUUUAAUCUGGGAUCGCCAACGGCAGAGGUGUUAGCAGUGUUAGUACUCCUUAAAAAUGAGGGGCAGCUAGGUAGUUACUAAAAUCCUUCAUCCUAAGUUAUCUUGCAAACUUUAGAAGGUUGGUAGUUGUGCUUGUUUUGAUAGGAUAGAAACAUGCUAGCGGUAGGAACAUCCAAAUGGAGAAUUCCUAAUCCCAGACUUGAAUGUUUUAUAUAUUUAUUUUAUUCUGAUUAACAAGACUUGAAUUGAAAUUGA